Messenger RNA from Radiomyces spectabilis, 708 nucleotides. RefSeq names its product GNAT domain-containing protein. The transcript is spliced from 5 exons. Gene Ontology annotation, biological process: protein acetylation. The record is from RefSeq and is a predicted model, not a curated record. Gene Ontology annotation, molecular function: N-acetyltransferase activity. Bases 1 to 708 code for a protein of 235 amino acids. Lineage: Eukaryota; Fungi; Mucoromycota; Mucoromycetes; Mucorales; Radiomycetaceae.
AUGCGACAGAACGAGAACUUGAUGCUGAUCGGAGACAGUGUGGUCUUGGUGCCGUACAAACAUGAACACGUGCUGCAAUAUCACGAAUGGAUGAAGUCGCCAUUCCUCCAGGAAAUGACGGCGUCUGAACCUUUGACACUGGAAGAAGAAUACGAGAUGCAGCAAUCAUGGCAUGAAGACGAAAGAAAAUGUACCUUUAUCCUUCUUGCGUUACCGAAAGAUCAACCGACAAAACUUUCUGCCAUGUCGCCGCAUGAUAUCAAGCAAACAGCGAUAAUGAUCGGAGACGUCAAUAUAUUUCUCAACGAUCGGGAUGAUGAUUUGACCUUUGGGGAAAUCGAGAUUAUGAUCGCAGAAGAAGGCUAUCGACGUCAAGGACGAGGUUUGGAAGCGUUGCGACUGAUGAUGGCAUAUGCGUCCGCCGAGCUCGGUUUGCGUACAUUUCAUGCCAAAAUUUCGUUGGCGAAUGAACCCAGUAUCGAGCUUUUCAAAAAGAAGCUCGCUUUUUACCCAGUAUCCAUCUCCAAUGCAUUUCAAGAGAUCACUCUGGAAUGGUCGAUCAAUAAUCCUCCUUCAGUAAUUGGCGAGGACGAAGAAGAACCUUACGGAUUCAAAGCUACACCUGAACAAAAAACUGCCAUCAAUGCAAUGCGCGAAGACUUGAUAUCCUAUUGGAAUACAGGGGUUCGAAAAGUAGACUGGGAGUAA